CUGCGCAUUCUAUCGGAUGUGUUUGUGGAAUCCAGGGUUCUCGUCACUGUUCAGAAUCUGCUACCAGGUCUGUUUCAGCUGCACUACUGCGUGCAUGCGGUCGGCGAACGUGUCAUUCUGCCAGCAGUCGUUGCAUUUAUUUUAAGGGGGAACAUUGCCGUCUGUAAUGUUCUGCGAGUACCUACAGGUGGGACCAAAACCGUGAUUCCUGUCUUGGUGUUAAAGGCGAUAUUAUAUUUAUGCAUAUAUGUAUACAUAUGUAUAGUUAAAUGUAUGUAUUGUAUAUCUUUAUUGAUAUGUCCUUUAGUUAACUCAACAAAAGAUUUCGUAACUUUGUUUGGAAGUGUAACUGGCACUUCAUUUUUCGACAAGAAAGGGCUAUUGGCGCCGAUGAACCCUUGCCUCGACAAAGUAGUGUUUUUUCGGCCGAAUACCGAAGGCCAAAACAAUGAUUCUGCAUCCCUUGAAAUUCUAGAUCUUAGUUCUGAACAGCUUCUAGAUGGCUCGUGGAAUGUUGGUUUUGAUGACCCUAACUGGUCACGUUUUGACUCCAGUCUACGAGUGAUUGGACAGAUGCUGCUGCUGAAUGGCUGCGACACGUUGUUCAGUACGUUUCUCGACCAUCUAUCGGCUGUCGCUUUGACAGUUCCUCGAACAAUUGCAACCGCCUGUCGUAGAUGCUCCUGCGUCUUCCCGCGGCUUGUUGGGUUCAAGAAGAAUGCAAGAGAUCAGUUUCUGGAAAUCCCAGGCGUUCUGGGUUUCUAUCAACGACGACCAGGAGAUGCUCCUUUACAAGGCGUUACGAAACAUCAGACUCCACUGGAAAUGGCCUAUUGUACGCUACACGCCGAUGGUCAUUCUCUCUACAACCACUUAUCUUGUCAAGGAACUGCCAACCUUGUGCUAGAGGCGUGCACCCAUGUUUGGAAUGGUGAAUCACUAGUGCCACUGACAGAACGUCUGAUAAAAGCGGCUACCGAUUUCUACCAGAGACACUCAGUUACAGGCUAUUGUCUCGCCCUUUCGUAUCGGCCAGUCGGUUCCACAUUGGAUGACUCUCUUCGAGGCUACUACUUCGAAGUUCCUCUGCAUCAUGUUCGGACUAGAAGGGAAAUGCUGCCGCGAACACACAAAUAUCCUUGUCGGUGGUUCACUGGCCAUGUUCUCUGUGGAAUGAUUGUAACACAGUACGAGGUGGUGCCCCAAGCUGUACAGUUUAUAGAUCAUUUGGAAAAGUUGUGUGUUCGAUUCGUGUACUUCUCUCGCGAGAACGAACUGCGAAGUCGGGUUUUCGCUGAGAAACUUGGUCUCGAGGCCGGCUGGAAUUGUCAUGUGUCGUUGGCAGAAAUAGCCGAUAGUACUGAUAGAAGAACACUGAAGGACUUUUUUCGUUCCAAAUGUGAGAAUACUUUAGAAAAUUUACAAUUCCAAUCUGCAUUAUUAAGCGUAAAAAGCGUUGCGGCACUGCCAAACAAGGCUCGACUUCCUACUGGGAUAUCUGCCGUUCGGCCACAUUUGGAACAAGUGGACAAUGUUCCUCUACUGGUUGGACUCAUCACAGAUUGUACACCUGAGGCAAAUCUACAGAUGCUCGAGAUCAUGCAGGUUAUUAAAAAGUUGUUUAAAUUGAAAACAUUUGUCUUCCUCUAUUAUCUUUCGUGUGAAAUCUACCCAGAUCAUUCUUUAGUCAAUUUAUCAGUUUUUUUAUACACCUCACAAGAAACGUCGUUUCAGCUUCUUCUGCUUCCAAAACUAAUUGUUGCAUGUCGCCAUCGCCUGGUAUCGGUGAAGGGUUCAUUGGCAUUCCAUUUCUUAGCCUCGUGCAUGCUUUCAUUGUCUCUUCUGACUUCUGUAGUGGCAUUCCUUCCAUUACUAUUUGAUUUCGAACAGGUACAUAUUUCUCUAUCGAAUUUUCUUAAGAUGUACACCAAAUUGUUUAUGUUAGUGUUUUUUUCGUAUGCGUCUGGAGUGCAACUUCAUAGCGUACUACCUCUAUUUUCUGUUAUUAGCCUUGUCGUAUGGACAAUCGUCAUCUUGGUCAUGAACGAACUGAUCAAACGCCGCUCCAUUCGCUCCUUUAUACGUGAACAGCGCCGCACGAAGCUUGGGUUCGACACGAAGCUUGGGAUGAAUUCUCCCUAUUGA
This is a messenger RNA of Angiostrongylus costaricensis, 2145 nucleotides long. The record is from the annotation of a GenBank genome assembly. Lineage: Eukaryota; Metazoa; Nematoda; Chromadorea; Rhabditida; Metastrongylidae.